Molecule: messenger RNA, 1771 nt
Organism: Somion occarium
Lineage: Eukaryota; Fungi; Basidiomycota; Agaricomycetes; Polyporales; Cerrenaceae
Source: the annotation of a GenBank genome assembly
AUUCCAUUGGUCGUUAAUGUCCAUUGUUCUCUGAAUGCGUUAAGUAACGGUUCCGUCGGCACUAUUGUUCUGUUCUGGACGUCAAUUUACUUCGUGAUGUGGUACGCGGUCGUAAUUCUCCGUCACACACGAGAGGAUACAGUAUAAAUAGCACCGUCGGUCCCCUCGCUGUUUCUGCAACUCUUUUGUCUGUAAAGUCCAGGUCGGAUUGCAAUAAUUUUCUUCCCAAGUUCUAUCGACUAAACCGUUGUCCCUUUUCUUAAGGUAGGCCAAUCGGUAUCGACAUCAUGGACGCCUUCAAUUCUCUACCGGGCGAUCUCAAUCACGAUGAGCGUUUGAAAAGACACUUGAGAUCGAUCCUGCAUGCAAAGAUUGGCAGCAAUCGUUGGAUCAACAGGCACAACUACGAGCAUCUGGAUUACGGACUAGCCAUAGACUUCGGCGAUUAUUUCGUCUCUGGCACUACCAAUUUCCUGAUGCAUCCGCAAUUCAAGCUUGUAGUUGACGAUGACGAGCUUGACGAGCCCGCUGCCGACAGCCCAAUGGUCCAACCAACUGCUCAGCGGCACCGAUCAAUCCCCUCCGACGCCUUGACCAGCUGCGUCGCACCUCAAUGUGUCGUGAUUCCAGACGCCGCCUGCCUAUACGUUCCAAAUCGUGAGAGGACGCCCUUAGAACGGGAGAUUGCUGGUCUUGGGCAUAAAAUCGUGGAAGAUAACCCACCUUUGAAAACUUCACUUUUAUACCAUCACGAGGGUAAACCUGCUAAACCGUUGACCCUUGAAUCCUGGGUGGAAGAUGUCGCCCUUUUGCAAGGCUUCAGCAUUCCUAUUCUGUUCGAAGCGAAGCGGAGACCCUUCAAGCCGGAAAUGCGGACACGGGACCUUCGAUACGAUGCUAUCACGACAUCUUGCGACAAGGCUUUCCAGCAUCUUCUUUCUCAGGCCAGCAUCUGUUUUUACGUUUACCAGUACCAACAGGAGAUCAUCCUCGUUGCCCUCGUUGGUGACUAUUGGUGUUAUCGAGUGGUGGAACGUGACCAUCCCGACCUCCCUGAUGCUGUAGAUGCCAGUGAAUGGCUUAACCGGUAUCAGCGCGACGUCCCUGAAGAGCUUGCCGGAAUUAGUCGAAAUCGCGUUAGAUCUGGAGGCUCGCAUGCACGCACCAAGGUUGUAGUCAACGUAAAUCAAGUACCCCUCGAGGACUUGGCUGGUGAGGACUCGGAUCCCUAUGGAGAUGAUCCAAUAGCCGUUGCCGAGGUAGAUGAGACAUACAGACCCUGGGUUCAUCCGCUAUGUGCUCCACCUUUCGAGGAAGAAGCUCAACUCGAGACUGAGUGGGAAGAUUUGCACGGCUCUGACAUAACCUCUCUACUUAUGAGAAUGGGCUCCGUUGCUUCCAAUCAACGUUUGAAUUACAUCCGCCGAUACCUGCGGAGUUCAGACAAGCCUUGGCUCUCGCUUGCUCUGGAGAAGCCGGAAGAAGUCGAAUACCCAGGCACUGCCAGACUUCAGGAGGAUGAAAACGCGAAUGCUGCCUCGUCUUCGAAGAAAAGGAAAAUUCCAAAACGGGACUAGGUGUUGGAGCGACGGUGGCGUAGGCAAGUCAACUGAGGAUUUAAGGAGUUGAAUUGAUUAGUAGUAUGUGUGGGGCCAAGUUAACGGAUUAGACGAUGUAUGUAAUGAACACGACGAAUCUUUCAUAAGAAUAUAAGCAGUGUCUUCAGAGUAUCUUCUAGUGCUAUUGGCUACGCCUGGUCCAUGAAAACCUG